Daucus carota subsp. sativus is the source of this 1676-nucleotide messenger RNA. Its product is annotated as 1-acylglycerol-3-phosphate O-acyltransferase. The record is from RefSeq and is a predicted model, not a curated record. The coding region runs from base 257 to 1513 and encodes 418 amino acids. Lineage: Eukaryota; Viridiplantae; Streptophyta; Magnoliopsida; Apiales; Apiaceae. Gene Ontology annotation, molecular function: lysophosphatidic acid acyltransferase activity; A2-type glycerophospholipase activity. Gene Ontology annotation, biological process: lipid homeostasis; phosphatidic acid biosynthetic process. The transcript is spliced from 9 exons.
GGACGCCUCAUUACGAACGUCCCAGAUUUUUCUUAUUUUCAUUAACAAUUCAUAUUUUCAUCUCCUUCAUUCCCUUCAGCUUCUUCCCCUUCUUUCUCGUUGUUUUUUCCAACGCUGAAAGAAUUACACCAAGGCGGUGAUCGGACCGCCUGCAUUUCAUUUCAUUUUCACGUCAGGAAGCUACAUUAAGCUUCCUGUGUAACAUACAGACAUAUUUCCUAUUUUUCUUUUAAAGUUUAUUGUAUUAUUGUAAAUAAUGGCUAUGGUGUCGCAAACAACGAGCUCCUCCACGGUGGUCAAAACCAAUAGCUCGACCUCGUCAAUAUCGGUACAUACAGAGAGCUCCUCCGAGAUUUCGGUGCCUGAGGUGGAGUCACCGAGAACCAAAGCAAAAACUAAAGCUAAAAAACGCUGGGGGACUGUGCUACGCUGGAUUCCUACUUCUACUGAUCAUAUUAUUGCCGCGGAGAAGCGCCUUUUAUCUCUUGUUAAGACUCCUUAUACACAAGAAAAGGUUAGCAUUGGCUGUGGACCCCAAGGAUCUAAGGUCAAGUGGUUUCGCUCUGUGAGCAAUGAACCAAGAUUCAUCAACACGGUCACUUUUGAAAGCAAAGAGGACGCUCCCAUUCUUGUUAUGGUUCACGGAUAUGGUGCCUCUCAGGGUUUCUUCUUCCGCAACUUUGAAUUUCUUUCCAAGUAUUUUAAAGUCAUUGCUAUUGAUCAGCUCGGUUGGGGAGGAUCAAGCAGGCCUGACUUUACUUGCAAAAGUACUGAAGAGACUGAGGCAUGGUUCAUUGAGUCUCUCGAGGAGUGGCGCAAAUCCUCAAACCUUAGCAGCUUCAUUUUGCUUGGACAUUCAUUUGGAGGCUAUGUAGCAGCUAAAUAUGCUCUGAAGUAUCCUAAACACAUACAGCAUUUAAUUCUAGUCGGAACUGCUGGCUUUUCAUCGGAAACAGAGCACCGGUCUGAGCAGUUCACAAAAUUCCGGUCAACUUGGAAGGGGGCUAUCAUAAACCAUUUGUGGGAGUCAAAUCUUACACCUUCGAAGGUUAUCAGAGGUUUAGGCCCCUGGGGGCCAGAUUUGGUUCGUAAAUAUACAACAAAUAGAUUUGGUACAUAUUCAGCCGGGGAUGUUCUAAAUGAGGAGGAAUCUAAAUUAUUAACAGACUAUGUAUACCAUACUCUUGCCUCCAAAGCUAGUGGAGAGCUAUGCUUAAAAUACAUAUUUUCUUUUGGAGCAUUUGCACGGAGUCCUCUGUUAAACAGUGCAUCGGAAUGGAAAGUGCCAACCAGUUUUAUAUACGGUGUUGACGAUUGGAUGAACUAUGAGGGGGCAGUAGAAGCUCGCAAGAAAAUGAAUGUCCCCUGCGAUAUUAUUAGAGUUCCAAAGGGUGGCCAUUUUGUAUUUGUGGAUAAUCCAGUCGGUUUCCAUUCUGCUGUCUUGUAUGUUUGCCGCAGGUUCUUCUCACCUCAUCCAAGCAAUAUAAUUCCGGAAGGUUUGGCAUCUGUGUAAAUAAAAUAGCUUAUGUUGUACUAAUCAUUGUGUACAAAUAAUGCUGCAACAGUCUUACAUUCUUUUGUAACGAGCUCGCCCUCUUUGUGGCGUGGCUCUGAUAUCACAAUGUACAGAACUUACAUUUUAUCUGAAACAGAAUGAACCAAUUACAAUUGUGUGA